This is a messenger RNA of Cylindrotheca closterium, 3153 nucleotides long. The record is from the annotation of a GenBank genome assembly. Lineage: Eukaryota; Bacillariophyta; Bacillariophyceae; Bacillariales; Bacillariaceae.
AUGCAAAAGACAAUGCUAACGUUAGCAGCGCUAUUGCUUACGGCACAAGUUCAAGCGUUCGAUAAAGUGGAAGUUGGUCCUCACUUUCAAACGCACUUGCCUGCCGAAACUGCAGAGCAACCUCAACCACAGGUUCAAUCAAAAUCGUUCAACUCCAAUCGUACCGUUGGAGAAAACAACCAUCUUUACAGCUUCGUUGCACGCGCCAAGGAUGAAGUGGAAGCUUCUCGUUUCUUGCUGGAGACUCCCAUUUCUUCGUGUAUCAGCAUGGUGACUGAAGUGGGAGAUGGGCCACAAGUCUGCCAUCCUGCCACCCACAACGCCAAUGCCUUUAUUGAAUUUGAAGACGUUGUUCCCAUGUUGGAGGAUUACACUGAUAGCCGCAAGCUUCCCAUUGAAAUCAUCGAUCAGAGACACUCCGAAGUUGACUUUGUUAUUUCUCAAGACUGGUUUGAUGGAGAAGUUGGAGCACUUUCGGUCUUUUACAGACCCGAUGCUGAAGCGGGUGCCUGUGAUACUUAUGCCAAUGUCACCAAGGGUGAAUGGAAAGAGCACUUCACGGCCAAGUGUUACUUCAAGAAGGCCGAAGUAAAGAUUUACAUGCGAUGGUGUGGAAGUGAAGAGGAUGCUGUUUGCGAAGAGAAUUGUGAUUUGUGUCACACUCCUGACGACUUGAGCCAAUACAAGGAGCUCUCCUUUGAAAUCGACUGUGACCCCAGAUGCUCUCGUCCCAACACUGCCGAAAACAACGCUUUCGAUCCCUUUGAUCUUCCCUGUGAAGAUGAAGAUACGGAACAAUUAGAUGGUUUCCUCGGCGGAGGUGCUCAAGAUUGCGAUGCCUCCUCGGUGGAGGUUGAUGAAGAAAAUCUCCCCAUCAGGGUCGUGGAACGUUCUCGUGAUGGAGAAACUGUCGUCUUUGAACUCACCCAAGAUUACUACAAAGGAUCCAUUGUCAAAUGGGGUGUCCACCAUCGUGCCAAUUCAACCUAUCAAGAUUGCGAUGUGGAACACGAUGUUGCUUAUAGUGAUACGCGCCAGUUCACCACAAAGUGCUGGUAUGGACAAGCUGCCGUGACCUUGUAUGUCUAUCUAUGCGAAUUGGAACCACACGAUGAUUGUGAUGUGUGUUCCCCACCAGAAUCCAUGGACAACUUUAUGCAGUAUGCCUACAACAUUGCUUGCUACCGUCCUUGUGACAAUGAUACCGAUAUCAUUACUUUCGAUGACCCCUUCACCGAUCCUCCCGAGAUUGGGACUCUUCCUCCAGAAGAGAACAAUGCCGAAGAUCCCGAAUUGCCAGGUGUUCCCAACAACUGUACCCAACUUGUUACCACUGUUGGUAAUGGUGGCUCCACUUGUACCGUUGGCGGAGAAUACCAGCGCUUGAUUGGAGAUGUUGAAGCCGAGGAGACCAUUGAUAUUGUUUCCGCUACCGGCGAUACUGUGGAAUUCAAGGUCUCUCAAAAAUUUGUCGAUGGAGAAGUCUUCCGUUUUUCCGUCUUUUACGAUAAUGCCAUCUCUCAGCAUGACUGCAAUACCUUUAUGGACGUGGUUCCCACAUGGGAUGGAACCUUCACGGCUGUAUGUUUUGAGAACAAGGCCGCAAUCAAGUUUUAUUUCCGCUUCUGCGGAAACAACGUCGAAGAAGAGUGUAACUUUUGUGUGACUCCUGACGCCUUGGACGAUUACCUUGAAUUGGCUGUCGAAUUGGACUGUAGCGAGACUUGUGAUCCCGAAUACAUUGAUGACAAGAGUUCCGAGAGCUCUGAUGAGGCAACUAUUCCCGUUCCCGAAAUUAUUGGUGAUGACAAGAGUUCCGAGAGCUCUGAUGAGGCAGCUAUUCCCGUUCCCGAAAUUAUUGGUGAUGACAAGAGUUCUGAGAGUUCUGAUGAGGCAACUAUUCCAUCUGGACCUUCUGGACCUACUCCAUCUGGGCCAACUGAUGGCGGUGACGGAACUAUUCCAUCUGGGCCAACUGGACCAACGCCGUCUGGACCUUCUGGACCAACUCCAUCUGGACAUUCUGGACCAACGCCGUCUGGACCCUUUGAACCUUCUGGGUCAACUCCAUCUGGACCUUCUGGACCUACUGUUGAUGAGAAUGGGGCGGAGAGUUCUGAUGAGGGAACCAUUCCAUCCGGACCUACUGGAUCAACUCCAUCUGGACCUUCUGGACCUACUGUUGAUGAGAAUGGGGCGGAGAGUUCUGCUGAUGAGGGAACUAUUCCAUCCGGACCUACUGGAUCAACUCCAUCUGGACCUUCUGGAUCAACUCCAUCUGGACCUUCUGGACCUACUGUUGAUGAGAAUGGGGCGGAGAGUUCUGAUGAGGGAACUAUUCCAUCCGGACCUACUGGAUCAACUCCAUCUGGACCUUCUGGACCUACUGUUGAUGAGAAUGGGGCGGAGAGUUCUGAUGAGGGAACUAUUCCAUCCGGACCUACUGGACCAACUCCAUCCGGGCCUUCUGGACCAACGCCGUCUGGACCUUCUGGGCCUACUCCAUCUGGACCAGCUGGUGGCGGUGACGGAACGAUUCCAACUGGACCAACUCCAACUGGACCUACUGUUGAUGAGAAUGGGGCGGAGAGUUCUGAUGAGGGAACUAUUCCAUCUGGACCUGCGGAGCCAAUUGGACCAUCUCCAUCAGAGUCAUUGGACUCAAGUGGUGACAACUGUUCGGAUCUUACAGCGUCUGCUUGUCCCGCAGAUGUGGUACAUCAUUCCACCACUGGAUCAACAGUUUUCAGUGGAGCUCCCAUUCGUAUCCAGAGCCAAACUGACAGUACUGUGACUUUCUCGGUUGAUAACACAUUUGGAUCUGUCUUGCAGAAUGUCUACAUCGAAUACUAUUCUCUUGCUGACGGUACAGCCACGUGUACCGCUUCCUCCGAUGUUAGAUUGUGUGCUGCCGAUGGCAUCUUGUACACCGCCCAUUGCACAGGUGGCUCUCCUCAGACUCUGAUCGAUAUGUGGAUGACUGAUACUGCCCUGUUCGAUUCAGUUGCAGACAAUGCUUCGAUUCCCAAUACUUGUGGCGCCGUCUCUGGUGGGUCAUCGACAGUCAAGUACACGUUCGCGUUGUACUGUCAAAGCACUUGUGCGGUCCUACCAAAUAGAAGACUGAGAGGUACAAAUCAGCCACGCGAUUAA